Molecule: messenger RNA, 2393 nt
Organism: Lonchura striata (white-rumped munia)
Lineage: Eukaryota; Metazoa; Chordata; Aves; Passeriformes; Estrildidae
Biological process (GO): regulation of transcription by RNA polymerase II
Molecular function (GO): RNA polymerase II cis-regulatory region sequence-specific DNA binding; DNA-binding transcription factor activity, RNA polymerase II-specific
Source: RefSeq, a predicted model, not a curated record
UCCCAGUUUAUCCCAGUUUGUCCCGGUCCCUCCCGUUCCCGCCCUGGCCCCGCCCCUUCCCGCGGUGACGUCAUCGCGCGCGAGCGCGGCCGGAAGCGGCUCCGGGGGCGGCGGGUGUGGCCAUGGAGGGGCUGCGGGGCCGGCUGAUCCCUCACCUGUCCGAGGAGGAGGAGGAGCAGCCAGGUGAGGAAGGAACAGGUGAAGAAGCAGGCAAGGAGGAAGACCCAGGUGAUGGUGAAGACCCAGGUGAUGAUGAAGAUCUAGGUGAUGAAGACCAAGGUGAUGGUGAAGACCCAAGUGAUGAAGACGCAGGUGAGGAGGACCCAGAUGAUGAAGACGCAGGUGAUGAUGAAGACCUAGGUGAUGAAGCUGCAGGUGAUGAUGAAGACCUAGGUGAUGAAGAUGCAGGUGAGGAGGACCCAGGUGAUGAAGACGCAGGUGAGGAGGGCCCAAGUGAUGAUGAAGAUCCAGGUGAGGAGGAUCCAGGUGAUGGUGAAGAUCCAGGUGAGGAGGAUCCAGGUGAUGAUGAAGAUCCAGGUGAGGAGGAUCCAGGUGAUGAUGAAGACCCAGGUGAUGAAGACGCAGGUGAGGAGGAUCCAGGUGAUGGUGAAGAUCCAGGUGAUGAAGACGCAGGUGAUGAUGAAGAUCAAGAUGAUGAAGACGCAGGUGAGGGCCCAGCCACCACCGCCUCGGGCCCCGAGCCAGGUGCGCCCGUCCAGGUGCGCCGCUCCCCGGCCGACCCCUCCCAGCGGCGCCGGCCCCGCCCUCACCUGCGCCCACGGGUGCCCCCAGGUGCGCCCGCCUCACCUGAGCCGGGCGCCUUCGUGCAGCUCAUCGACGAGCGCGGCGUCUACUCCACCGCCAAGCUGGUGCUGGGCGGGCGCUCAGGUGAGGAGGACGAGGAACGGCGCCAAGGCGCACCUGGGCAGGAGGAGGAGGAGGAGGAGGAGGAGGAGGAGGAGGGCCCGUCUCACCUGGAGAUCCGCCAGGUGAUCGUGGCCGAGAAGCCCUUCCAGUGCCCCGUGUGCCACAAGGGCUUCAAGCGCACCUGGGAGCUGCUGAGCCACCAGGUGGUGCACACGGAGGCGCGGCCCUUCGCCUGCCAGGUGUGCCGCGCCACCUUCAAGCGCCACUCGGACUUCAAGAGCCACGGGCUGGUGCACAGCGAGGAGCGGCCGCACGGCUGCGAGCUCUGCGGCAAGCGCUUCAAGCGCUCCUCCAACCUGCAGGAGCACCGCCGCAUCCACAGCGGCGAGCGCCCCUUCGCCUGCGCCGGCUGCGCCAAAGCCUUCAAGACGCCCUACGAGCGGCGCCGCCACGCCCUGACCCACCUGGCGGCCGAGGAGCCCUUCAGGUGCGGCGAGUGCGGCAAGGACUUCCCGGCGGCGGCGGCGCUGCUGCUGCACCGGCGGCGCGGCUGCCGGGAGGAGCGGCACGCCUGCGGCGUCUGCGGGAAGCGCUUCGCCUACGGCCACUCGCUGAAGGUGCACGAGCGCGUGCACACGGGCGACCGCCCCUUCCGCUGCGCGCUCUGCGGCAAGGCCUUCAAGCAGAGCAACGCGCUGGCCUCGCACGAGCGCGUGCACACGGGCGAGCGGCCCUUCGCCUGCCGCACCUGCGGCAAGGCCUUCAAGCAGUCCUCCUACCUGGCCGUCCACCGGCGGGCGCACACGGGCGAGCGGCCCUACGGCUGCGAGGCGUGCGGCAAGGCGUUCGCCCGGCCCUCGCUGCUGCUGCAGCACCGCCGCGUGCACAGCGCGGCGCGGCCGCACCGCUGCGCCCACUGCCACAAGCUCUUCAAGGACCUGGCCUACCUGGCCGUGCACGAGAAGGUGCACACGGGCGAGACGCCCUACAAGUGCGGCGUGUGCGCCAAGGGCUUCGCGCACCCCUCCAACCUGCUGCAGCACCAGCGCGUGCACCGACGUGCGGCCAUGGCGGGCGCGGCGCCCCCCGCGGGCGCCCCCGAGCAUCCCUUCACCUGCCGGGAGUGCGGCAAGUCGUUCCGCUGGUCCUCGCGCCUGGCGCAUCACCUGCGCAGCCACACGGGCGAGCGGCCCUACAGGUGCCCCGAGUGCCCCAAGGCCUUCAAGGGCUCCUCCGCCCUCCUCUACCACCUGCGGGGCCACACGGGCGAGCGGCCCCACGCCUGCGGCACCUGCGGCAAGGCCUUCAAGCGCUCCUCGCUGCUGCGGGCUCACCUGCGCGUGCACACCGGGCUGCGCGCCUUCAGGUGCGCCCAGUGCGGCCUCGCCUUCAAGUGGGCGUCGCAUUACCAGUACCACCUGCGGCAGCACUCGGGCGAGCGGCCCUACCGCUGCCCCGCCUGCCCCAAGGCCUUCCCGAACUCGUCCAGCCUGCGGCGGCACCGCCGCACGCACACGGGCGAGCGC